This is a messenger RNA of Exaiptasia diaphana, 4387 nucleotides long. RefSeq lists its product as uncharacterized. The coding region runs from base 206 to 3322 and encodes 1038 amino acids. Gene Ontology annotation, molecular function: protein binding; oxidoreductase activity. Lineage: Eukaryota; Metazoa; Cnidaria; Anthozoa; Actiniaria; Aiptasiidae. The transcript has 15 exons. The record is from RefSeq and is a predicted model, not a curated record.
AUAUAUGGAAAUUUCCCUUCACAGACUCUCCUGAUCAGCUGUUUCCCGUGAAAUUAUUCAAAGCUGAAGCAACCUAUGGCUUUCCUAUACGUUUUUGAAGCUAAUUGACUUAAGGAAACUCGUGGUAGAGUGUCAUGACAAGUUACUAACCGGGAACCACGUUGGAAGCCAUUGCAAGCGACUGACUGUCGACCAAGACAGUAAAAUGUCAGUUGAAAGCUGCUUUAUUUUGAUUCUCUURCUCAAUUCGCAAGYUUUCGAGGUAGUAUGGGGUCAAUAUUGUGAGAAAGACGACUGCGGGUCUAGCAGCAAAGAUAAYAUCAAAUCAUUUGGAAGCCAUCGCCCUCCUGAAGGCACCAUAAAAACGCUAAAGUAUUCCCCCAGUAGCCCAGACUUCUACAAUCGCUUCGUACAUACUCGAACGCCGGUUAUAAUCAAAGGUGCAGCCAAUCACUGGCCAGCAAUGACACGAUGGGUCAACCAAUCAUAUCUAAGAGAGCACUACGGCUCCACCCCUUUUACUGUGGAAUAUCGCAAAAAAUUCAAGGACGAGCAGCCAAUCAGAAAGCCCCAAAGACUUGAUAGUUUUUUAGAUAUCUUUGAAAAGGAGGACGUCUAUUUAGAUUCRGCKUUUCCUCCAAGUGCUAUGCUCCAUGAUGUGAGUCUACCUGAGGUUYUGGGAUGUAAGGAGCUGAGCGGGAGAAUCAAUAGCAUGACUUUGCUGUUCAGUAGCGGAAAUACGACUUCGCCUCUUCAUCAAGAUGGAUAUGAGAACAUUAUAACAUCUAUAUCAGGCACCAAGACGUUUCUAUUGAUCGACCCUGCGUAUUCGCAAGACCUUUACGCAGAUGAACAUUUCCUGUUUCCGGGAAUUUCAAAAUUUGAUGGCGACGCAAUCGAUUUCGCGAAAUUCCCCAAACUCGCAAACGUGCCAUACUAUGAGGUGACGUUACAUCCAGGUGACAUGCUUUACGUACCGCAGUACUGGUGGCACAUCGUUCGCUCACGUAACUCUCCCAACGUAGCAGUGAACGUGUGGUUGGAUGUGUUUAAUUUUCAUGAUGAAUUCGAAAAGGCGGGUCUUGACGAAGACAUAAACAUUGUCAAAGUGAAUUCUUUGUUUGAUUCGUUGGUCAAGAAACAGCCUUCUACUAUACAAUGUGACAAUGAAAACCCACAUCUUGAUAAAAUACUCAAGGUUGAUCCCAAUGAUACCGUGCUCACCCCAUAUUUAAGAAUACCAAAGAAAAAUGAAAGACCACCUGAUGUACUUUUGGCCAGCGGUUAUACUAUGCCAGUGAUGGGACUUGGCACAUAUGCCUUGAAAGACACCCUUUCSUCAGUCAAGACAGCGCUAGAGGUUGGAUACAGACUCAUCGAUACAGCCCAGGGGUACCCCGGCUCAGAAGAACAAAUUGGACAAGCCAUCAAGGAAAGCAAGUUACCGCGCGAUGAAAUUUUCAUCAUGACGAAACUCCAUCCAAAAUAUUUAGGAUAUGAAAGYACUWUAGARGCUGUCGAGAUGUCUUUGAAGGCUUUGCAGACUGAUUAUAUUGACUUGUUUCUUAUACAUGGAAAAAGCUGUGAUGAYUUCUUGCUAACAUGCGAAAAAGGAGAACCAAAGGGCGACUGGAAAGAUAGUUGGAAAGCAAUGGAAGAACUUCACAAAAAAGGCAAAAUUAGGAGUCUGGGCGUUAGCAAUUUUUACAUUGAUGACCUUCAAGAAUUACUGGAAGUUGCUACGAUACCUGUGUCCGCUGUCCAGAAUUGGUUUGAUCCGUUCCAUCAGGACAGAAAGACAAGAGAAUAUUGCGGCAAUCAUACCAUUCGAUAUAUAGGCUAUUCAACAUUAGGAUCGCAGUGGGUUUAUAGCUACGGUCUUAAUAAAAACCCUGUACUCAAGUCAAGUAUUAUCAGCGAAGUUAGCUUCCACUACGAGUAUGUUCCAUCACAGAUUGUUCUACGUUGGGCAAUUCACUUGAAUGUAACUGUAAUCCCACGAUCCAACAAUCCACGAGAAAAUGCGAGAAGAAUACGGGGAGAAUACGAGGAGAUAACGAAGAGAGUACGAGGAAAAUGCGAGAAGAAUACGGGGAGAAUACGAGGAGAUAACGAAGAGAAUAUGGCAUUGUUUUUUGUAGGUGCAUGCCCUGAUUUAGACACAAAGUGUCCUCAACUAGCUAAAGAAGGAAAAUGUCUCACAGAUUCAGCGUGGAUGUUAGAAAACUGUAAAAACAGCUGUAAAAUAUGCUAUGCUCAAGCCGGGUCUGCCCUUCAACCGUUCGUGUUUGUUGGGUCSGAAGACCAGCACAUGUACGCCAUAGGGGUCCUUUAUGGUGAYGUCCAGUGGAAGUUCCCCACAAACGGCAAGAUCCUGUCCACAGUAGCGCCGAGCUACGAUGGUGAGAGCCUAUACUUUGGCUCUAACGACGGUAGCGUCUACGCACUCAAGGCUGCUACUGGRAAACURCWGUGGAGUUUCAAAGCCAACGGAGGUGUCGUCGCAGGACCACGAAUAUCGUUCUCUGGGGUCCUUUAUAUCGGAUCUCAUGAUAACACCCUGUAYGCUCUUGAUACCCUCGCRAAUGGGACCAUUGUGUGGAAAAGGGACUUGGGAGGGCCCAUAUUCAGUAGUGUUUCCAUAGGGGAAGAAWUUGGUACCGUUUAUGUUGGGACYGCUGCGGAUAAUGGMCCCAGGAUAUUUGCUCWUAGYGCCAAAACAGGGGAUCUGCUAUGGGAGUUUUCAAAGUCUGGGAAAAUUAUGUCAUCACCAGCUUUAAGCUCUGAUGGAAAGGUUGUCUACUUCUGUUCUCUGGAUCAUUUUAUCUACGCUUUGGACACGACCACAGGAACCCCGAUAUGGUCACUUGAUACGGGUUCUGAGAUCGAGUCAUCACCUUAUAUAAGUAAAUCAGACGGUACUCUGUACGUAGGACUAGUCAACAACAAACUAUUAGCUAUUAACACUCUUGCUGGUCCAUUACGAGGCACMGUGAAAUGGUCCUUGAACACUGGUGGUGAAGUGGUGUCUUCUCCAAUUCUUACAGAAAAUGGAAAGUUAUUCGUCGGGGUCGGCGAUGGCCGAAUACUUGCUAUCAAUGCCACAACAUCGGACAUAAUCUGGGGACCAGYGACAAAGGACUAUGUUGCUUCAUCGAUUGCUGUUGGAGCYGAUUCAGUGGUCUAUGCAGGAAGCACAGAUUCUACAGUCUAUGCACUGAACGGCAAAGAUGGGAGCAUAGUGUGGACUUUAAAGACAAACGGAUCUAUAAGUUCAUCCUCUCCGGUACUAUUACCGGSUGAAAGAAUGACUCUAGGAUAAACUUUAAUCGGAAAUUUAGGACUGGAUUAAUUAAUUUAGUGUCCCAAAUAGARGGGCCUAUAAUGAACUGAAAUGUUUUAAAGGACCAUGGUCAACCGGCAUUCAGUGCGCUCUUGUCUUAGAUUUUUCAUAAACGAAAAAUGUGACCAUUUCCAUCUGUCGGUUUAAAAGUCAACUUUCACAAUUUAUCUCCAUUCAUAGAGCAGAAAGGUACAAUAAAGAGUAAAUCUUAUCAGGGAUGCUAGUUGACCAUGGCCAGGUAACUUUGACAUCACAUCUUUAUUUUACUUAUCUGAAGUCUAUGUUUUCAAAUGAGAGCUCAUUUGUGUUGACAUCUAUGAAAGAGUGGCUUACAAGGAGAGGACCCUUGUAGGACCUUUAUAGAAAGGUGCCAGGAAAGAGAGGAACUUUAUUAUGAGAGAGAGGACAUUCUGGACCCUUGUAGAAAAGGUGCCUUGUAGUGUAGGGCCCCUUAUUAGAACCCUUGGAAAAACUGAAAACAUGAAAGGAAAAAAGAAGAGAAAAAGUAUUUAUUUUAACUUAUAUAUUUAUAGUAAAAAGUAAGAAGUUAGACAGGCAUAAUUACUAAGAAAUUCAAAUGUUAGAUCAUUUGUAACAUUUCAUUUUCAACUACAUGUAUGGCACACAAAAAGGAAAAGACAAAAUGUAUUUUUAUUGAAACAAAAUAAUAAUACAAAGCUUAUAAUUUUACAGAAUAACAAGAAAGAUAUUAAACCUGUGAGACAAAAGAUAAUCAUGAUAAUAAGAAGACAUAGUACAAUACGUGAGUGAAGCCAAAAAAGCAGUAAAAUAGAUAUUACACUAAUACACCUUGGUAUGCUCUAAUUGCAUUAUUUUCGUUUGUGUCUAUUUGACUAUCACACUUUAAAAGGCAAAUUCUUUCAUGGGUUUAAUGCCUUCACUCUAUCUUAUCAUAGUUGGGAGAUAACACACUAUCCUGGCCAAGGUGGGUUCAGUAAGUUAUUGACUUAACUACUCUAUAAUAUCCUUGAUUUAAUAAUCUAUUAUGUCUUUAAGUUUGAAUAAACAGACAAGUUAUUGAAA